This is a messenger RNA of Mauremys mutica (yellowpond turtle), 1911 nucleotides long. RefSeq names its product small nuclear ribonucleoprotein U11/U12 subunit 48 (gene SNRNP48). The transcript is spliced from 9 exons. Bases 567 to 1427 code for a protein of 286 amino acids. NCBI's taxonomy places the organism in Eukaryota, Metazoa, Chordata, Testudines, Geoemydidae. The record is from RefSeq and is a predicted model, not a curated record. Gene Ontology annotation, cellular component: U12-type spliceosomal complex; cytosol; nucleoplasm.
AGAGCCGUUGCCUCGGCCCCUUCUCCCGGGGCCAGGCGGCCUGUGCCCCAGCGGCGACACCGAGUCGGUCACACACGCGGCCCCCGGUGUCCGGGCAAGUCGCCCCCACGCCGGGCAAACGGCAGCCUGGGCUGAGCCGCCCUGACCCGCCAGUAGGGGCCGCCCGCGCUGAGCCUCCCUCUGCAGCAGCGGCCCGCGGCUGCUCUGUGGGGCCGGGCGAGGCCCCUCUGGGGCUGCCCAAGCAGCUGCCUGUUCACACGUGACCAUUGGAUGGCGCGAGGCCCGGCUCCGUUAACACCCUUUAAACCGUUUCAUGUACCGACACUUACGCUCUGUGCGGCGGGGCUUCCCGGGCCUGUGACGUGUCACUCAAACCACGAGGGGCUGAACCCUGCGCCGGGCUCCGCGCUGGCAGCCUCGCCUCCUGCGCGAGCGACCGCGGGGGGCCCAGGCAACAGUGCUGCCCUCACUAAAAAUGGCGGCCACGCCCAUUACUUACAAUAACAGUGAAGCCAGAUCACCCCGCGGAGGAGAGAGCCGUUUGCCCCUACGAUGCCAAUCACCAGAUGCCCAGCGCCUCCCUGGCUAAGCACAUGGUGGCCUGCCGGCUGAGGAGGCUGCAGUACUCCAGAGAGGAGCAGGCUGAAAUGUAUGACUCUACAUUUUACUAUGAGAAAGCAAAGAUACCCACCAUUACUAUUGAUAAGGAUCUACAAUUUCAGAUUAUUAAACAAGCUAAAGCUUUAAGUGCAAAAGAAGGUGGAGGCUCCAGUGAAGCUUUAGGUGCCUAUUCUUCACUGCCUGUUGAAGUUCCCCAAAACCACAAACGCUUCAUCUGUGACCUGACUCAAGCUGAUCGUCUUGCAAUCUAUGAUUAUGUCCUGGAAGAGACGAAGAAACAGAGGUCCAGAUCCCAGGCCACUGAAAAUGACAGUGAUCUCUUUGUAGAUUUGGCUGCUAAAGUCACCCAAGACGAUGGUCAAAAAGGUCCAAAGUCUCAUCUUGAAAUCCUGGCAGAAAUGCGGGACUAUAAAAGACGGCGGCAGUCGUACAGAGCUAAGAAUGUUCAUAUAACAAAGAAAUCUUACACUGAGGUAAUCAGAGAUGUGAUUGGUGUGCACAUGGAAGAACUCAGCAGCCACUGGCAGGAGGAAGGUAAACCAGACAAUGCAGACACAUGUGAAGGAGGAAAAUCUUCCAUUUCAGCAAAGUCUUCAGGAAGAAAUGAAGAGAGACGGUCAGCAUCAGUGGACUCUCGACAGUCUUGUGGAAGCUCUAAGGAUGUUGAUCGAUCUAGACACAGGAGAGAUCCCAGCAGAAGUCCAGACAAACAGAAAAGAAGUAGAGAAAGAGGCAAAGACAGGGAUUCCAGGAGAAAAAGAGAGAGGGCUGAAGACAAGUAUCACAACCACAAAAGAAGAAAAUAGAAAAAGGACUGUAAAGAAGAUGUCAGCUGUUAGUUAAGGAAAUAGACUUAAACUGGAUCAUUCAGAGCUGUGAAUAUCAGCAGCAUGCUGAUGGCGAUAGCAUUGUGUAUUGAACGCUGUACCCAGAGCUGGGAGGCUGCCAGUGACAUCUUUCCCUCAUCCUGACAACCGUACCAUGGUCUCGUGUCUCAGAUGGUUUUUAUCUCUACAUUAGAAGGUGACGUGUAAUUUGUUGUAUUGCCUUUGAUUGAUAAAUAUAAUUUAUGACAUUGUCAUUUUUCAUGCAGCCCAACUUGGUCUGGUGAUUGAAGUAAAAGAGGAAGUGACGAGGAUUCAAAUUUGUGCAGGUUUGCAGUGACUUUGGGAGGAUACUCUAUAGCAGUGGUCCCCAACGUGGUGCCCGCAGGAGCCAUGGUGCCCGCUGGGGCAUUUAUGUGCGCCUGCCUAGUGCCCAGCAGGGGAGAGAAACUGCGGCCCCGCGCCU